UAGCACGCAUGCAAUUUAGACAAAAGCUCGGCGCGCCCGCGAAACGAAGUUGAGCGGUAGAGAGAAGCGGACUGUGCGCGAAAGAGAGGGGAGGGGGGAGAGAGAAAGAGAGUGAGAGAGAGUGAGAGAGAGAAUAUGUCCGGCGGGAUGAGCGAGACGACGACGGCCACGGUGCUGCUGAAGAAGAGAGAGAGGACGCAGAACUGGAUCCCGGAGGAGAAGAGCGCCCUGUUCGCCCUGAUCAAGCAACACGUGGCCGCGAUCGAGAACAAGAAGAUCGACGCGGCCGCGUCCGCGACGAAAUCCCUCGCGUGGCAGCAGAUCUACGCCGCGUUCCGCGGCCGGUUCUCCGCGGAUCGGGACAUCACCAGGAUCAGGGAGCAGUGGCGGAGGAUGAAGGCCCAGGCGAGGAUGGAGAUGUAUACGUACGCCGAAAAGGUGCGAUCCCUGGGACCAGAGGUGGCCGCCAAGUCCCGUCCGUCGAAUCUGUCGAUCGAGGUGUGGCGGCUGAUGGAGAGCGUGCGGAAAAACGAUUGCGAGACCGCCGAUCGUUCGGAUGACAGUCAGGAUAGCGAAAACCCAGCGAAUCGGAUGUCGAUACAAGCGAUCCUGGAUAAAUUGACCUUACCCAUUACAGAGACGUCAGAGGCGAGACGGGAGAUUAAGAUCGAGGUGAGCAGCGACACCGAGGACGAGAACAGUUACGGCGAGCUGUCGCAAAAGUCGGACGAUCUCCCGCGGCAUCCGAGCAAGCGUUCCCGGCUAUGCAAUUCCGCCGAGAACGAGCCCGUGGACCUCGUCGAGCACAAGACUGUCGUUUGCCCCGACAGCGUGUCGACGUCUCGCGUCGACGAUGGUACAGCUUCCACGUUUCCUUGCCUCUUUGCAUGCCCGACCCCUUUGCGCGCGCCCUCCGAAUUCUCAGCGGGACGUUUUUGCUUUCAAGCGACCGAACGCAACGGCGCGGGGAACGAGCUCCCGGCGUCAAACCUGAACUGGAACAACGACGGCCCGUCCGCCGGCGACAGGGAUGCGGACGCGGUGCAGAGGGAGAUGUGGAUCUUCAAGUCUACCCAGCGCGAGCACGAGAUCAGGCUGCGGAUGCUGCAUAUCGAGCUGGAGCGCGCGGAGCUGCAGAAGCAGACCGCCAUUAACGAGCUGAAGACGUCCGAGCUGAAGAAGCAGCUGAUACAGGAUCAGGUCAACGAGUACUACAGUCACGCAAUCAGACUGGCUGGAGAACGUGGGUCUGGUGCCGGCAAGGGAGGCGGUAGCGGUGGUACCAUUCGCGAUGCUGGUGGUUCCUUUGGAAAGAUGGAAGCUGCUCACGAAGACCAAUACUUUUAUAAUCUGCAAAAGGAACAGAUCAAAAAGAUGAGAGAGGGCCUGCACGACGAGAUCUCGUUUCACGAGGAACAGAUUAAGCGUCAUCAGGAGGCCAUAAACCGUCACAAAAAGCGGAUUACAGAAAUGGAUCAGAAAGAGUGAACAAAAAAUUAUAUAUUAGCGUGAUACUCUUGAUUUCAACGGCUAUUGAUUUUGAUGUAAAGAAAAUAGUAGAAUAAUAGAGUGUCAUAAGUCUUCUUACGUAUAAAUUGUUACGUUAUAUAGACAUUAAAUACAAGGCUUUUAAUAUAUACACUUAUACAUGUGUUACUUAAGCAUUGAACGAUAUCUCCUUGAGUUUGUAUGGAUUGGCGAAAUAUUAUUUUGACGAGACUAUCGUAUCUUUGUACUUGAAGUGUCUGCAAGAUAUACUGGGAAAUAAAACGUGUUUUUUCAUUGUUGCUUAA
This is a messenger RNA of Monomorium pharaonis (pharaoh ant), 1793 nucleotides long. RefSeq lists its product as uncharacterized. The transcript is spliced from 5 exons. Gene Ontology annotation, molecular function: ATPase inhibitor activity. Gene Ontology annotation, biological process: negative regulation of ATP-dependent activity. NCBI's taxonomy places the organism in Eukaryota, Metazoa, Arthropoda, Insecta, Hymenoptera, Formicidae. The record is from RefSeq and is a predicted model, not a curated record. Gene Ontology annotation, cellular component: mitochondrion. Bases 136 to 1488 code for a protein of 450 amino acids.